Messenger RNA from Toxotes jaculatrix (banded archerfish), 909 nucleotides. RefSeq names its product signal sequence receptor, gamma (gene ssr3). The coding region runs from base 109 to 666 and encodes 185 amino acids. The transcript is spliced from 5 exons. NCBI's taxonomy places the organism in Eukaryota, Metazoa, Chordata, Actinopteri, Toxotidae. Gene Ontology annotation, cellular component: membrane; endoplasmic reticulum. The record is from RefSeq and is a predicted model, not a curated record. Gene Ontology annotation, biological process: SRP-dependent cotranslational protein targeting to membrane.
GCGUACUUCCCGGUUUAUGCUGACGCGUCCCUCUUUUCCUCGUACACCGACGUGUCAGUCUCCUUGUGCCCAGAGCUGAGCAGCACUCAGGCCGGUCAGUCCGCAGUCAUGGCUCCCAAAGGCAGCAACAAGCAGCAGUCGGAGGAAGACCUUCUCCUCCAGGACUUCAGCAGAAACCUCUCAGCCAAGUCCACGGCUCUGUUUUACGGAAACGCACUCAUCGUUUCUGCCAUCCCCAUCUGGCUCUUUUGGAGGAUCUGGCAUAUGGACCUCGUCCAGUCUGCAGUUUUGUACGCUGUCAUGACUCUGGUCAGCACCUACCUGGUGGCCUUUGCCUACAAGAACGUCAAGUUUGUUCUCAAACACAAAGUUGCCCAGAAACGUGAGGAUGCUGUUUCCAAGGAGGUAACCAGGAAGUUGUCUGAGGCAGACAACCGCAAGAUGUCUCGCAAGGAGAAAGACGAGAGGAUCCUGUGGAAGAAGAACGAGGUUGCUGACUACGAGGCUACCACCUUCUCCAUCUUCUACAACAACACUCUCUUCCUGGUUCUGGUCAUCAUCGCCUCCUUCUUCUUGCUCAAGAACUUCAACCCCACCGUCAACUACAUUCUGUCCAUCAGUGCCUCCUCAGGACUCAUCGCUCUGCUGUCAACCGGCUCCAAGUAAAGGAGAAAGGGGGGAAAAAAAGUGUGAGGAAGUGGGGGGGGGGGGGGGGGGGGGGGUGGGAGGGGGAGUGGGUUUAAAAAGGGUAUACAGUAUAUUGUUUUUCACUCAGUUUAGGAACAGGGUUUGAGGGGGGACUGGAAUAUCGCAUUUCAACUUCAUGAAAUUCAUGAUCAAAUGUCUGGAGGGUUUCUCCAGGUCUGUCUUCUGUUUUUUGUAACAAAUAAAGCAACCAGGUAUACUUGU